This is a messenger RNA of Tarenaya hassleriana, 1823 nucleotides long. RefSeq names its product serine carboxypeptidase 24. Gene Ontology annotation, biological process: brassinosteroid mediated signaling pathway; proteolysis. Gene Ontology annotation, molecular function: serine-type carboxypeptidase activity. Bases 165 to 1565 code for a protein of 466 amino acids. Lineage: Eukaryota; Viridiplantae; Streptophyta; Magnoliopsida; Brassicales; Cleomaceae. The transcript has 9 exons. The record is from RefSeq and is a predicted model, not a curated record.
AUAUAUAUAUGAAUGGGUGUGCAUAUAUAUAUAUCAAACCCCACCACCAUACACAUAGAACUACAUCCUUCUCCAUAUCAUAACCCCACGCCCCUCGCUCCCUCUGCUUGAAAACACAGUAAAAAAAGAGCAGAGAGAGAGAGAGAGAGAGAGAGAGAGGAGAAAUGACAAGAACCCGUCUCUUUUUUCUCCUUGUGAUUCUAUCAUCAUCAUCGUCGUCAUCAUCAUCGUCGUCAAGACCAUCAGUUCCAAAGCAGCAAGAGUUGGAUAGAAUCAAGGAGCUUCCAGGGCAACCAAAAGUCAAAUUCUCGCAAUUCUCAGGAUAUGUCACAGUCAAUGAACGACACGGCCGAGCUCUCUUCUAUUGGCUCACUGAGUCUUCCUCUUCUCCACACACCAAACCCCUCCUCCUAUGGCUCAAUGGAGGGCCGGGGUGCUCGUCAAUUGCUUAUGGAGCUUCAGAGGAAAUUGGACCGUUUAGGAUUAACAAAACCGCUUCUUCUCUCUAUCUAAAUACCUUCUCCUGGAACAGAGAGGCAAAUCUUUUAUUUCUCGAGUCACCUUCUGGGGUGGGAUUUUCCUAUACAAACACAAGCUCCGACCUCAAAGAUACCGGCGAUGAACGAACUGCUCAGGAGAAUCUGAUAUUUCUUAUCAAAUGGAUGUCGAGAUUUCCCCAAUACAAAUACAGAGACUUCUACAUUGCUGGUGAAAGCUAUGCUGGGCAUUAUGUUCCUCAGCUAGCUAAGAAGAUCCACGACUACAACAAAGCUUUUACAAAACCCAUCAUCAAUCUUAAAGGAUUCAUGGUGGGGAACGCAGUGACGGACAAUCACUACGACAGUAUAGGAACAGUGACGUAUUGGUGGACGCAUGCUAUGAUCUCCGACCGAACCUACAAGUCCAUCCUCAGCCACUGCAACUUCACCGCCGAGAAAGCUUCCGACCAAUGCGACGAAUCAGUCAACUACGCCAUGAACCACGAGUUCGGCAACAUCGAUCAGUACAGUAUCUAUACUCCAACUUGUCUCUCCCACCAUAACGAAUCUAAGCCCGGGUUUGUGCGGAUGAAGAACACUCUUCUACGUAGAAGGCUCGUCUCCGGAUACGAUCCUUGUACGGAGAGCUAUGCUGAGAAGUACUAUAAUCGAGCCGAUGUUCAGAGAGCUUUCCAUGCCAAUCUCACCCGCAUUCCCUACAAAUGGACUGCUUGCAGUGAUGUUCUGAUAAAGAACUGGAGAGAUUCCGACAGUUCAGUGUUGCCCAUUUACAAGGAACUCAUAACAGCUGGUCUGAGAAUCUGGGUCUUCAGUGGUGACACUGACUCGGUGGUUCCGGUGACUGCGACUCGGUUCUCACUGAGUCAUCUCAACCUCCCCGUCAAAACUCGCUGGUACCCUUGGUACUCCGGCAAACAGGUAGCAGGAUGGACAGAGGAGUAUAAAGGACUGACCUUUGCGACAGUGAGAGGAGCCGGGCACGAAGUACCAUUGUUCCAGCCGAAGCGUGCUCUUGUUCUUUUCAGAUCGUUCUUGGCGGGAAAAAAGCUCCCGAAAUCUUCUUAGUCAGCAACCGAAAGUGGAACCAACACAAGACAAGAGAUGGAUAGUUUCUAAUUUCUAUUUGUCCUCCCGGAUAAAUUUGGAGGAGGGUUCCAAGAAUUGAGCAUAAGCUACCACAUUAGGAACAAUUCGAGCAAACUCGAAUUAUUUUCUUUUUCAUUGAAAGAAAUUUGUUGGCAUUCACAGUCAGGGACUAAAAUUGAUUUGGAAUCAUUCUUGUAUUCAAGGAGAAUUUCCAGUACAACAAGAACUGUUGAUAUU